GUUCGUCUGCUUUCUCCUUCUCUCUCUCCAUUGCCACCCCAUACUAACUUCUAUUAUGGGAAACCAAAAUUAAAAAAGCUUCAACCUUUAACAUUUGAAAAACUCUAAUCUUUUACUUGAAAUCUAUCUACUUUCUACUCAAUGCUUGCAUCUUGAGGUCUUUCACAAUCACACAAUGGUGGGUACUGAUCACUCUCUACCCUUCUCAACGGCGAGGAACUUGCCUUGGAUUUUGAGGUCGGAGAGCAAGAGGAUUAGCCAGUCAGAACUCGCCAAGCGUCCUGACCCGUUCUUUCUACCGGAUCUACUUGAUGGGUUUGAAGAGAGCAAAUACGGUUGGCUUGCUGAUGAUGUGAAGAGGCUUUGUGAGCUCAAAAGGAAACUCUUGAACGGUUCUGUCUCAGUGGAAGAGACAGAAACUAGACAGAAGAAGGAAAAACCAGAUGAUGUGUUGUCUCAAGAAUCAGUAACUAUUGGAGAUUGCUCAGGAUCUGAAAGUUAUAACGAGGAGUAUUCAUCCAAGACUCCUACAGAUGAUGACAAUGGAACUCAUCUGUAUGGAGUAGGAGAAGAAGAAGAAGAAGCAGAACUUUGGAGGCAGAUGGCAUUUGCUCAAGAAUCAUCUAAAGUAACGGUAGAGAAUGUACAAGACAACGAUCCCAAACAAAUCGAAGACUGUGAGCACUCCUUCAUCCACAAGGAUGACGUUGGAGAAGUCUGCCGUGUUUGUGGACUCAUCAAAACACCAAUCGAAAACAUCAUCGAAGUUGUCUACUACAAGCCCAAGAGAUCAAGAAGAACUUACACACGGGAACAAGAAGAAGACACAGAAACAACGAGGAUGGACUUCACAGAAACCCACCACUCUUCUUCUCACACCAACAACAUCUUAGGAGACAAGAUGUUCAUCCACCCAAGGCACGACAACGAGAUGAGACCCCACCAAAUCGAAGGCUUCAAGUUCCUAUGCAACAACCUCGCAUCCAACGAGCCAGGCGGGUGCAUCUUAGCACACGCGCCGGGCUCAGGCAAGACAUUCCUCCUCAUCAGCUUCCUCCAAAGCUUCAUGGCCAUGGAUCCGCAAGCCAAACCGCUCAUAGUCCUCCCAAAGGGUAUCAUAGAGUCGUGGAAGAGAGAGUUCACUAAAUGGGCGGUGGAGGACAUCCCUCUCUAUGAUCUCUACAGCGUCAAAGCCGAAUCAAGAAGACAACAACUCAAGGUUCUGAGAGAAUGGGUUGAAGAGAGAAGCAUACUCUUUCUCGGUUACCAACAGUUCGCAAAGAUCAUAUGCGAUGAUAGCAUUAACAUAGAUGAUGAAGUGUCAGAAGAUUGUAAACGUAUUCUUCUCGAGAAGCCGACGCUGCUUAUCCUCGACGAGGGACACACGUCGAGGAACAAAGAGACGAACCUGCUUAUCUCCCUUGCUCGCGUCAGGACUCGUAGGAAAGUUGUUCUCACGGGGACAUUGUUUCAGAACAACGUUGAGGAAGUGUUUAACAUUUUAAACCUAGUCCGUCCCAAGUUCUUGAAGCGUCACCGAGAGACUGUUUCCCGCAUCAUGAGCAAGGCGGAGAUACCUAGCGGCAAACAUAUGAACCAGAGUAGUAUUGAAAACACUUUCUUCGCUGCGGUGGAGCUUACACUGAGUAGAGAGAGUUCAGCUAAAGCGAGUAUGAUUAAGGAUCUGCGCGAGAUGACACGUCACGUCUUGCAUUAUCACAAAGCGGACUUCAAGGGAUUGCUUCCAGGGCUUAGUGAGUUCACUGUGAUGCUUAACUUGAGUCCCCUUCAGAGAGAUGAAAUCAAAGGCCUUAGGGAGAUGGAUCUGUUCAAGCAGAUCUCUCUCGGUGCUGCUUUGUACAUACACCCGAAGCUUAAAGCCUUCUUGGAGGCAAACCCUUCGAACGGAGAAAAAGGUUUCGCUGAUAACUUGCUGAAGAAGCUAGAUACCUUGCUGAAGAAGAUUAACGUUAAAGACGGCGCCAAGAUGAAGUUCUUCCUCAACCUCGUGUCUCUCUGCGAGUCAACGGGUGAGAAGCUGUUGGUGUUCAGCCAAUACAUCAUCCCUCUCAAGACUCUCGAGAGGCUCAUGACCCUGACGAAAGGAUGGAGGGUGGGGAAAGAGAUGUUCACCAUCACAGGCGACUCGAGCAGCGGGGAGAGAGAGAUGUCCAUGGAGAGGUUCAACACCUCUCCGGACGCUAGAGUGUUUUUCGGAUCGAUCAAAGCAUGUGGAGAAGGGAUCUCAUUGGUGGGUGCGUCGAGGGUGCUGAUUCUCGACGUUCAUCUAAACCCUUCGGUGACUCAGCAGGCUGUGGCUAGAGCUUAUAGGCCGGGACAGAAGAGGAGAGUGUAUGCGUACAGGCUUGUGGCUGCGGAUUCGCCGGAGGAGGAGAGCUAUGAGACGUGUUCGAGGAAGGAGAUGAUGUCUAAGAUGUGGUUUGAGUGGAACGUUGGCUGUGGAGGAGGGAGAGAUGAGUUUGGGUUUAGGGACGUGGAUGUUGAUCAGUCUGGUGAUGUGUUUCUUGAGACGACUAAGAUGAAGGAAGAUAUCAAGAGUUUAUAUACUAGGUGAAGUAGUCAGUUUGAUAACCGAGUCUAACCGGUUUUAACCGGUUUCUGAUUUUUGGGUAGAAUCAGAGUACAAUUUUAUUUUUAAUUUGAAUUCUCUUUUGGGUUUAAGAGCUGAACGUUGUUAUUUUAGUUUCAAAGUUUUAAUUUGACUAAAUCGC
Messenger RNA from Brassica oleracea var. oleracea, 2732 nucleotides. RefSeq names its product SNF2 domain-containing protein CLASSY 3. Gene Ontology annotation, molecular function: ATP-dependent chromatin remodeler activity; ATP binding. The transcript has 5 exons. Lineage: Eukaryota; Viridiplantae; Streptophyta; Magnoliopsida; Brassicales; Brassicaceae. The coding region runs from base 176 to 2575 and encodes 799 amino acids. The record is from RefSeq and is a predicted model, not a curated record. Gene Ontology annotation, biological process: gene silencing by siRNA-directed DNA methylation.